Molecule: messenger RNA, 1137 nt
Organism: Hibiscus syriacus
Lineage: Eukaryota; Viridiplantae; Streptophyta; Magnoliopsida; Malvales; Malvaceae
Product: alpha-1,3-arabinosyltransferase XAT3-like
Molecular function (GO): glycosyltransferase activity
Source: RefSeq, a predicted model, not a curated record
CAGGAGAAGCCGAUUUGCAAUGUUGAAGGAAGAACAGAAUUUUGUGAGAUGAAUGGAGACAUAAGGAUCCAUGGAAAGUCCUCUACAGUUUUCAUGUCUGCUUCAUCCACGGAAAACAGUUCGUGGAUUAUCAGUCCAUAUGCUCGAAAAGAUGAUGAAGAGGCUAUGAAUCAUGUGACGAAAUGGUCGAUAAAAUCCCGGGUAAUGGAUGACUACGGGUUACCUCGAUGCGAUCGGAAACACGAAGUUCCGGCCAUCGUUUUCUCCCUCGGGGGAUACGCAGGGAACAAUUUCCAUGAUUACACUGAUAUAGUUAUUCCUCUGUAUCUAACUUCUCGACAGUUUGAUGGAGAAGUAAAGUUUCUUAUUACCAACAAAAAUCCAUGGUGGAUCAACAAGUUCAAAACUAUUCUACAAAAGCUUUCGAGAUACGAGCCGAUCGACAUCGAUAAAGAAGAACAAGUUCAUUGUUUUACGAGCACGAUCGUCGGCCUGAAACGAGACCCGAAAGAGUUGAGGAUCGAUCCUUCAAAAUCACAUCAUUCAAUGACAGACUUCAGGCAGUUUCUUAGAAGUGCUUACUCCUUGAAAAAGAGCACUGCUAUAAAAAUUACCAACAACGGUCACAAAAGAAAACCUCGGCUUCUCAUUCUUUCGAGAAAACGAACACGUGCAUUUAUGAAUACGAACGAUAUCGUUAGGAUGGCGAGGAGUUUAGGCUACAAAGUAGUCGUUGCGGAGGCCGACUCGAAUGUAGCGAGAGUAGCGGCGACUGUGAAUGCUUGCGACGUAAUGAUGGGAGUCCAUGGAGCUGGCUUAACCAACAUGGUUUUCCUUCCGGACAAUGCAAUUUUGAUCCAAGUUCUUCCCAUAGGAGGGUUCGAAUGGCUUGCUCGAACCGACUUCGGAGAGCCAUCCAAGGGCAUGAACCUAAGGUACUUGGAACACAAGAUCAAAACAAAAGAGAGUACUUUGAUCCAACAAUAUCCUCAUGAGGUUAUAAGCAAUCCAUCUGCCAUUGCAAAACAGGGCUGGAAUGCAUUCAAGUCAGUGUAUCUGCAGCAACAAAAUGUGACCCUCGAUAUCCAUAGAUUUAGACCAACUUUGUUAAGAGCUCUUGAGCUCUUACAUCAGUAA